AUGUCUGAUCGAUACCAUCCACAGGCUAUUUUUCUUUCCUUUCUGGCAUUGACCCAAGUCACAACUUGUCAAGACAUCAACACACAACCUGUGGCAAAAGUGCUGAAGCUACAAUGGACAACCGACCAGACCUCCCCAGGAGAUCCGCUUACGCUCGGGACCUUUGGUCCUGAUGGGCCGUGGCAAGCCUUGCCUGGAGUAAUGAACAGACAUGAAUCGACUGCUACAAUCAAUACAACAGCCGUUUCUGCUCUCUGGCCAUCGCCAUGGACGAACAUAUCCGAGGUCAUGUGGAGAAGCUUUGACGUGGCCCUAGAAGCGCAAACAACCUUCUCAACGGGAAGGUACAAUCGACUGACCAUAUCGUCGUCUUAUUUCGAGGAAAGCAGGACGAGCCGUACCGGAGACUGGGUACCGGACUGGGACAUGUCCAUCCCAGACAUUGCGGGCAACUCGGUCAGGUUCUUCCACGUCAAGGCUCCUGUAGCCGCAAUUCAGUACGCCAGCAUCAGCUUUCCAGCAGUGGAAGGAUGGUCCUUUGUGGAGGACGACGUAGAGGGUACACUAGCUCUCGCACCUCCAGACAAACCAGUCUCAGAUAGCAUCAUUGCUCAUCUCAAAGACUGUGGCUUUGUGGAUGGCAACUGGUGGAGAUGGCAUGGGCUGAGUGCGAAUUGGAACCAAAGCGGCAGCUGGACAUGGGGAGGAGGCGAGGCGGCUCGUGUGAUGGGCGAUGUAGCCACGUUUGACCUUAUGGAAGAUAUUGACGCUUUCGAAUUUGCGUCAUGGCAACGCUAUCUGCCUCGGAUCUACUUGAUAGACGUCUCGCUUGGGUGGGAAAGAGGUAGCGGACCCUUUCUAAAAGAUGAGACAUUUCAAGGAAAGACAAAGUCCGUUUUGGCACCGAUCCCUACCAGCUUGAACAGCACCGCACGAAGACAAGGAGACCAACGUGACAACCUUAGGGAUAAUGUCAUGGUGGUGCCUGACCCGACAUUUCCUUUCCUGUAUCUUCCACCUGGCACUUGUGAGAAGGCCGCCAAGCAUCUGCCCGUGCACUGGGACGAGGGGCUGAAACUCUGGUUUUGGGAUGACGAAACAUCCCAGAGUAAUGAUUACCACUAUCGCCGCCUUGUCAACUCAUCAGCCUACAUGAGCUUCACACUACGAUCCAACCGCGGCCGCUACCCCGAACGGGAAGAUUUCCCACCCAGUCAAACAAUCACCAUCAAGGUCCCCUUCCAUCUUCUCGAUUUCUACAUUGAGCCCCCCCUCGUGUGGAGCGGAGUACAACGGCGACGAUUUUGGCCGUGCCGGUCAGUCAUUCCAACGGAGGGUUACUGGAAACUCGGCCGCGCGUUCCUUCAGGCGGCCUUUCUCGGCGUCAACUACGACAAAAACCUGGUGUACCUGGCUCAAGGAAUAGGUCCUGAUCCCAAUCUCCCAAGCGAGUUGACCGUGAUUAGACCAGGUGACGAAUAUAUUUCUGGAAACCCGAAUUUCCUCUAUAGAAAUGCCGAGGAUUAUUAUCAGACCUGGGCAAGUUAUGGGAAAGUUCUUGAGGACCGCAGGCCAGAUCAGGGGACACCUAGCUCGCCGGGCCCGGAGUCGUCACAGACCUCUUCGCUAGGGCGUGGUGGAACGAUUGGGCUUACGGUGGGGGCUACGAUCGGUGCCCUCUUGGUGUUUUGGUUAGUGUUUGGCACGACAAUUGAGAAACGAUGGCGGAAAAUAGCGAGGCGAGAUGGCGGUGAUGCGGGAGCUGGUGUUGAACUUGGGGGAUCAGACUCCACAGUGACGACACAGGGGCCUGCUCAUGAUGUUAGGGAUGCUGUAUCGCCAGGAUUGCCCAGGCCACCGACGUAUAAAGAGAGGGAUCAGAAUGAGUCGCCUCCACCGUAUAGGCCUUAA
Messenger RNA from Podospora anserina S mat+, 1911 nucleotides. RefSeq lists its product as uncharacterized. NCBI's taxonomy places the organism in Eukaryota, Fungi, Ascomycota, Sordariomycetes, Sordariales, Podosporaceae. Bases 1 to 1911 code for a protein of 636 amino acids. The transcript has a single exon. The record is from RefSeq and is a predicted model, not a curated record.